AGUGAGGGAUAAACCCCCGUGUGUGUGUAGUAUGGCGUAAGGCCAGGUCGUGUCGCCUCCAUGAUCGGCUCGCUAGGUGGUUACCCGGGCGCUCCUCUCUCCUUCGUCAGUGCUUCUCUUCCUCAUUCCUCGUGUCACCAUCCCUCCCUAGGGGCUCCUCCCGCCGUCAUCUAGUAUGGCCCAGCUGCUUCAUCUCCACGCUAGUGUGGAGAGUGAGUGAGGCCUGCUUGGCUAGGCGUGUGGCCCUCCUUUAGGAUUACUGUAUUUGUAAGAUUCCUGUGCACGAAGAUGUCUGAAAUAUGAAUUGAAGAAUAACAAGUCAAGCCUGGCCUUGGGCAGGCUUGGGGAGUAGAAGAACUCCCAGAACCCCAGCAGGUAUCAAGUGGAAUGCUUAGCUCAGGUGCACAUUCUCCCGGAACCCAAGGUCGCACAGGUUUGAGCGGACUGUAAUCUUUGGCAAAGUAUGAAGACUAAGUAAGUACUUGAGCCUGGAACAACAGCAAUAUCUAGAGUGUGUACAGCACUUGGUUGACCCAAUGAACUUUUGGGCAUUCACAAGAGGUGCAAGUAUUGGCAAGAGCUUGAAUAAUAAAAACUUGCAAAUGUUUAUAGAGUACAGUACAAUAUAAAAAGUGAGAAAGGAAAGUAGAAAGUUCUACAGUACAUACUUUGUCGACAAGUCUUACAUAAGUCGAUGCUUAGAAGAUAGAAUGACCAUAACAAGAAUGGUAUACUAAGAUUUCUGUCUUGGAGAAGUAUAGAACAAUAUUAACCACAGAAUAUGCCAAAAAAUUCAUAUCUUCUGGAUGGGUUGUCUGGGAUGAUGAAUGCUUCCCUUAGUACAUUGACAUAAUCUUCAAUUGGAUAGUGAGAUCAUCAGAAUAAUACACUUCAUCAGAUUUAAAGUAGAUAAGACGAAUUAUAUUCCAUCCUUUAGUUUCUGUGAACUUUGGGUGAGGAUUAUACACUUUCUAAGAUGCACAGGGGCACAAGGAUGUUUGGGACUUCCAGAGUGUUUGACGACUUAAGGAUGCAGGAUACCCCUGGAAUGUUGGGUAGUUCAAGGAUUUUUGGAGAUUCUAGGAUGCAAGAGGAUUUUACUUUCAUGGAAGAUUCACGGAUGCCAGGAAACCCAAGACAACAUGGAAGCUUACGAAUGCAAGGUGAGGAAAGAAUGUAUCCAGAACCAAGAAUGCAGGAAGAUUUACGAAUACCAAGAGAUGCAAGAAUGUUUCCAGAGCCAAGACUGGGUGGAGAAACUAGGAUGCAAUUAGAUUCAGUAUUUCAAGGAGGAAGUUCUAGGAUGCCCGAUCAUGCUGAAAUGUAUUCAAGAAUGCAAGGAGAAAUGGGAAGACCAGGUGACAUGAAAAUGCACCCAGACUCACAAACUGAGGAAGACCUAAGAAUGUAUCUAGAUUCUCGAAUGCAAGAGCAACCAAGAGAUGAGUCGGAUGAAAAUAUAUAUGACUACAAUCACAAACCUCUCACUGGACUUCCCAACAUCAGUGGGCCUAGUUCUCAUUCUCACACAAGAAUGAAUUCUCAAGAUGACAUUGGUCAUGGGAGGAGUGGGUACUUAUUGCAAUCAAAAUCCACUGGUCCAGAUUUACCUUUCAACUCGGCAAGUGAAAGUAUUACUUUAAAAAAAAAUGUGGACUUUAUGUUUAAUGCAACGAAAGGUUUCAAUCCAGCAAGGCAACAUGGUUCAAGUCAUAUACUUACACCAAGUUUAACGCUGACAAGUGGAUCACAAAAUACCGAUGGAGGAAGGGGAUUGGAAACUAGAGGACCACAACAACAGAAAAAAUGUUCGAAGGCAUUUGACUACCUCAGAGAAUGGAGAGUGAAGAUGAAUUUACCAACAGAUGCAUUCAUGGUAGAGAGAGAUAUACCAACAUCUAACCAACAGCAUAUUAAUACACCAGUUAGCUCUUCUAUUCAUCAUCCACAAAGUGAUAUCUACACACAUGAUCCAAGUACCUCAAAUACAGCUUUAAAACCAAUGGGCUGGACUUUUUCAACCAGUUCAUUUGCUGAAGGAGACACACACAGAGAGAGGUCUGGAAUUGGUUUUGAUGAGCCACGAGGUGAUAUUCAAUCAUAUACUAAACCACAAAGCUUUCGUGGUAGGCAGUCACAGGAAAAUAAAAGAAUGGAUGGUUCAACAUGGAAGUGGGGUUAUGAAGCAUCAAUUAAUCAAAGCCCUGGCAGAAAAAGACAUUCUGAUACAUUAGAACAGCCAAUGUAUCAUGAACGGGAUUUUUCUGUGCAGCCGGGUUCACCAAGAGCUAAACGACCUCACUUAUCCCCACCAUUUACACAAAUGGGUAGAGAUCAUUCAGAACAUUUUAGGGACACCCAUACAGGUUAUGGGAUGCCUCCCCAAAGUAAAACGCCUGUUUGUGAUGAGCAAUUAGUGGAUUUUAAAGUACAAGACAUUACAAAUUAUUAUUCACCAAAUAAUGCCUCUGGAAAUUGGAAAUUCUCUCCAUCAUUUCCCAGGAAACAUUCACCAGAUUCUGGAAGGUUAACAAGGGCUUCUUUUGAGAUGACAGAUCCUAGUCGGUCUUUAGGACAUAGGUCACAUUCCUUAGAGAUGAGAAAUUCUUCAAAUAGAGGCAAAUCACUACAGAUGUAUUCACAAAAUAGUCAUGAAAAGUCUCAGGAACUGACAUUGAGAGAUAGAUCAUUUAGAUCUCUUGCUCCAGGAAGAUCUCCAGGCCCACCCAUGAUGGGACAUUCUCAAGGUCCAAUAACUGGAAGACCUCCAGGUCCACCUAUGAGAGGAAGGUCGCCAGGUCCACCUGUGAGAGGAAGGUCUCCAGGCCCACCUAUGAGAGAGAGGCCUCCAGGCCCACCUAUGAGAGGAAGGUCUCCAGGCCCACCUAUGAGAGGAAGGUCUCCAGUCCCACCUAUGAGAGGAAGGUCUCCAGGCCCACCAAUGAGAGGAAGGUCUCCAGGCCCACCUAUGAGAGGAAGGUCUCCAGGCCCGCCUAUAAGAGGAAGGUCUCCAGGCCCACCUAUGAGAGGAAGGUCUCCAGGCCCACCAAUGAGAGGAAGGUCUCCAGGCCCACCUAUGAGAGGUAGGUCUCCAGGCCCACCUAUGAGAGGAAGGUCUCCAGGCCCACCUAUGAGAGGAAGGUCUCCAGGCCCACCUUUGAGAGGACGGUCUCCAGGCCCAAUUAUGAGAGGACGAUCUCCAGGCCCACCUAUGAGAGGACGGUCUCCAGGCCCACCUAUGAGAGAGAGGUCUCCAGGCCCGCCUACGAGAGAAAGGUCUCCAGGUCUGCUAAUGAGAGGAAGGUCUCCGGGUCUGCCUACGAGAGGAAGGUCUCCAGGUCUACCUAUAAGAAGAAGGUCUCCAGGUGCACAUAUGAGAGGAAGGUCUCCAGGUCCACAUGUGAGAGAAAGGUCUCCAGGUCCAUCUGCAAGAGGAAGGUCUCCGGGUCCAUCUGCAAGAGGAAGGUCUCCGGGUCCAUCUGCAAGAGGAAGGUCUCCGGGUCCAUCUGCAAGAGGAAGGUCUCCGGGUCCAUCUGCAAGAGGAAGGUCUCCAGGUCCAUCUGCAAGAGGAAGGUCUCCAGGUCCAUCUGCAAGAGGAAGGUCUCCAGGACCAUCUGCAAGAGGAAGGUCUCCAGGUCCAUCUGCAAGAGGAAGGUCUCCAGGUCCAUCUGCAAGAGGAAGGUCUCCAGGUCCAUCUGCAAGAGGAAGGUCUCCAGGUCCACUUGUGAGAGGAAGGUUUCCAGGCCCACCUGCGAGAGUAAGGUCUCCAGGUCCACCUGUGAGAGGAAGGUCUCCAGUAUCACAGAUGAGAGGAAGAUCUCCAGGUCCACAUACGAGAAGAAGGUCUCCAGGUCCACCUGUGAGAGGGAGGUCUCCAGUUCCACAUGUGAGAGGAAGAUCUCCAGUUCCACAUGUGAGAGGAAGAUCUCCAGGUCCACCUGGGAGAGGUAGGUCUCCGGGUCCACCUGGGAGAGGGAGGUCUCCGGGUCCACCUGGGAGAGGGAGGUCUUCAGGUCUACCUGUGAGAGGGAGGUCUUCAGGUCUAUCUGUGAGAGGGAGGUCUUCAGGUCCCCCUGUGAGAGGGAGGUCUCCAGGUCCCCCUGUGAGAGGUAGAUCUCCAGGCCCACAAGCUAGAGGAAGGUCUCCAGUUCAGCCAGCUAGAGGAAGAUCUCCAGGUCUACCAGCUAGAUCUCUCGGUCCAUCUGGAAGAGACAAAUCUUCAGGACCCACUAGAGAGAGAACUCAAAGACUAUCUACAGGGCAAUCAUCAGGUCUAUCUCAAAGAGGUAGAUCUCCAGGUGUUUCUGUUAGAAGAUACCCAGGAUCAAAUGUAGGUGGAAGAUCACCACAUAUUGAGUCUGCAAAACACUUUGGACAAAAAUUGACUGAUAGGUCUCCUCUCUUAGAAGAAGUUUCAUUGUCACCAAGAUCCAGUAAAUUUUGGUCUCCUGGAACUAAAUUGUCACAAGAUUUAAGAUCUCCUCAAAUAAAGCAGAGGAGGAAUUGGUCAUUGUCACCUGAAAGUCUUCAUAGAGGAUGCUCACCAGUCUCACCACAGUCUGUAAUGAACUACACAGGAGAGGUGAAUCCCUUCUCCCAAGAUAAAUUUAGUUCUGGAUCACCAAGAACUUUGAAACAGUCUCAGAUGAGCAAGUCACAACAUCGUUCUCCACAUUUACGAGGUUGCUCUCCUGUCUCACCUGAAAUUCAUUCAAGAUCAAAGUUGCAUCAUACACAAAUAAAAGGAAGAAAUAGCCCCAGCAGGGGUGGAGGGAGAAUUCCUGAAACACAAACGAAAAGCUCUGAAGUUGAACAGUCUGAGGAAUGUGAUACCCUCAACAUAAAAAAGUGGGAUGAACUUGAAAUAAGUCACAAAAGUAGAGAUAGUACAAAGAGUAAUAAUAAUAAGAGGGAAUGGGCAAGAGAGAAAAGUAGUAACAUUCUUAUUCCUCAAAAUGGAAGUAAAAAACCUACACAAAAUGUACAGCGUUAUGUUGAUGAGGAUUCAGGAAAUGUUAGACCAGCUGGGGAAUCAAAGAUGAACACUGAAAGCACACCAGAAGAAAAGUGGAAACCGAAAAGUAAAGAAGAGGAAAAUGAUGAAGAUUUACGAGUUCACUUGUUACGUCUUCGAGAGCAAAAGGUUGAACAGAAAUUAAAAAAACUGGAAGAAGAAAGUAUUGAAACAGAAUUCAUGUUGUGGAAAAUACAGAAGAAUAAGUCAUCUUUGAAAGAUAAAAGUCCAGGUGGAGAGAAUAAGAAGUACAUAGAUGAUGAUGAUGAUGACUUUCAUCAUUCUAGUGGAACAGGUGGUAUAUCUCCACAUUCUUUGAAGCGUCAACGCUCAUCUUCUCCAGCUGGACGCAAUGAUAGGCGUCCAGUACAGCGCCCCUUCAGGAAACCAAACAGAUUCUGAAAAAUAUACCUGUAGUACAAACAAGUGAUGCUUAUGCUUAGCCAGUUGCCAUCACAACAAUUCUCAACUUUACUAGAAAAGAAUAUAAAAGAUUUAUACAUUUGUUAGUGAUUAUGUUGAUUGUUUUAUAACUGAAAAUGAUGAGAAAACAAUGAAAGUGAUACAAGUUGAAAUAUGUUGAGUAAGUUACUAGUGAAAGUUUGAAAAACAAAAUUAGUGUCUUGAAAUAUUUUUUACCCUUACUAUCUGUACAUACUAGUAUUAAUUUCCACUUGUGCAUUGAACUUGAAUAAAGUAACAUUCAUAUAUGUUUAUAUUUAUUGAAGAGUUUUAGGCAAAAAGAAAAAUUAAACAAAAAUAUAAAGAAUAAUGAGAAUACAGUGAAUAUUAAUUAAUAUAAGACAGAUGUUGGUGGAAUUUGUGCUGGAAAUAAAUGAUGCUGACGACAUCAGGACACACGCCCACAUAUGCAUGCACACAUGUAUUUACUGGUCAAUUAAUGGUCAGAAGGCUGAGCCGAGGCACUGAAGCUCACUCCCCAUAAAAACCGGCAAGUACAUGUGUAUGCAAAUCGAUCUUGCAGAAAGCAGAAGUACUAGUAUACAUACAGAUGAACAUAAGCACCAGAACUCUUAUAUUAUAAGAAAAAUGUCAAAGUAGAGAAAUGCACAGGAUUGAACUCCAAAUAAUAGUUCAGUGUCAGAAGAAAAAAUAUGUAGAUCAAAGAUGAAGAUUACAGUAGAAUUAGCAUAAGACAGCCUCUAUUGGUUUAAGUUUAAAUGAGGCAUCUGUUAGUGAUUCUUGCUCAUAUGGGAGUAACAUCAAUAUACAUCAAUUUAACUGCCAUUCAGGGUUGGUCAAGUAAGAUUUUAUUUAUUGAGAGUUUGCUGAAUACAAAUAGUUCAGUGAAUAAUGUGAAUCUUGGAACAAUUUGUCUUUAUGAUUGGCCCAGCCAAAUAAAUGGCUAGGCAUAACCCUAUUACUGUACUGUGUUAACUACUGGUAAGGCAACAGUCUACAGAACAGUUUGACGAAGCUCAUCCUCCUUAUAAUUAGCAGUGAUGUACCCGAAUCCUUUGUACUGAUGCUGGUGUUUUCAAGAAAAUAAUUAUACGAAGUGUUGAAAUUGGGAGACUGAAGAUUGACAUACUGGAAGCUUAGGUUAACAUUUCUUGUACAGUGGACAGUCAACUGCACAUUAAUUUAGUUUACUUAACACCAUAAGGAAGUGCAAAGGUGAUCAGAAAUUGAGAGUACAUUACUUCUUAGAUUCUUACAAUAAAGUUUUGCUUAUUAGAGAAACUUUGUAAAAUGUUUUGUUUUAUUCAAUUUAAAAAUUGUGAUGUUUUACUUUAAAUAUUUUUUGAGUGAUACGUCAUGUCCUACUGUCCAGUUUUGAAAGAAUUAAUGUUAUAGUUGUUAGGAAUUAUAUUGCAUAAUGCACAUUAGUAAUGGCUGUGUAAAAAAAAUCACAAGUAAAAUUUUGACAUUUUUAUGCUCAAAUUUCACAAAGUAGUAUACAUUUACAUAGACAUCCACUUCAAAUGGUAGGUAGUUGUCAUGAUGUUUGAUUGUCAAGUGCAGUGCAAUUUACUCAAAUCUCUACCUGUAAUACAGAUGACACAAAGGUAAGUUUUAUUUACUAAUUAUUCUACAGAUUGUAUAUCUUGCAGUGAAAUUGCUGUAUUUUUGCAUAAUUUCUAAUUUGAGCCACUUGUAUUUCUAGAUACUGUACUGUACUGUAUAUGUUUGAGUGUGCAUUACUUAGUCAAGGCUAACUCCAUAUGAUCUUUCCCAAUAUAAGACCCCAUCUGCUUCAGGUUCUUCUUUCACUCUCAGAUUAUGAUUGGUUAACAUUUUAUAUACAGUAUCUUUGACUAAUGUUCAUGACUUUGUUAUAAUUUAGGUUUUGCAUAAUGUUUAUAUUUUUUUUUUUUAUAAUAAGUACCUAUUAUUCAGUUUUUCUAAUAGGUGAUUGUGUAAAGAAUGUUCUUUCUUUUUCCUCAAAAUUAAAAUGUUAUAAUUUAUAAUGAAGGUUUUAUUGGCUCAUUUAUUGUGUAAUGUACAGUAUAUCGUAACUCAUAAAUUUGAAGCUGUAUUUAAAAUUUCAGAAAACUCUCAAUUUAAAUACUGUAAUAGAUAUAUAUUAUUGUGAUUUGAAAUUUGAAUACUAAAGAAUUAAUGUGACCAUACGAAACAGUAGUAAAGGUUUUAUGUGUUGAAGGAUUUAUUAUACAGCUGUAUUGUAUGUUAUUGAGAGCUGUAAUAUGCAAAAAUAUUUUGUGUAUUUGUAGCUCAUUUAUUUCAGAAUUUUUUAAUGAUAUCUUAUGAGAAAAUAAACUACAAAUAAUACAUUGCAGGUACUUGUUAGUAGAUUAUUUUGAAGUUACAGAUGAUCAUAUUCCAGCAUCAGCGUUUAUUUUUCAUGUGCUUCAGUGAUUUGUACAAAAGUCUGUGUAUCUUUUUCUGUAAAUAAUUUUUAAAAGUAAGUCAGUCUGUUAGUGAUAGGCUACCUUGAUUUCAUAUUUUUCAAAUGUUCCCACCAGGAUAAUAACAUUGAUAUCAAUUAAUAAAUAUAAAAUGUAUUCAGAAGUGUAUUGUCAUUGUAAGUGUAAAAUUUAACAUUAAUGCAAAUAAACCAAAAGAGAGCUA
Molecule: messenger RNA, 8068 nt
Organism: Procambarus clarkii (red swamp crayfish)
Lineage: Eukaryota; Metazoa; Arthropoda; Malacostraca; Decapoda; Cambaridae
Source: RefSeq, a predicted model, not a curated record